Molecule: messenger RNA, 1824 nt
Organism: Anopheles marshallii
Lineage: Eukaryota; Metazoa; Arthropoda; Insecta; Diptera; Culicidae
Exons: 10
Coding region: 1-1824 (607 amino acids)
Cellular component (GO): plasma membrane
Molecular function (GO): GTPase activity; calcium channel regulator activity; GTP binding
Source: RefSeq, a predicted model, not a curated record
AUGGAAGAUGGACAAUCCCGCAAAUCCACCAACGGGCAGGGCCAUCCACGGCAAACACGCGAUCUUAAGAAAACACACGCCGAUUCUUGGCCCAGCACCACCAAAAGGACAUCGCUGCCAGCCAGUCCUAAGAUCAUCAAGACUACCGAGGAUGACUCAAGCGUUGGGGACGUGUUCGAAUACUGCCAGCAAACGUCCGUCACUACGCCGUCGACGGUGGAGAUCGACUACGGCGCCAUUAGUCCACGUUUCGAACGUAAAAGGUUCGAGUUUUGUUACCCCUCCGUAUCGAAGGAAGAUUUCUCCAACAGCAUAUCAAUCGACACGCACGACAUCGAUCGUCAGAAGAAACGAAUUUAUCCCAGCAAGACUCCCGAUAACUCGCUCGAAAAUGAAUCCAUUCUCGAUGGUUCGAUGGCGAGCUGUAGCUCUCCGGGGCAUAGUUCCUCCGCAAGGGCCAAGUCUCCGUCGCACUCCCCGCGACAUUCGCGCCGUCAACUGAAUAGCGAAAUUAUCAACAUAACCUCAAACCCUGGCUAUCAGGUUCUAAGGAAUUCUCACUCAACACUCGAUCGCACCUGCUCCGACAGUGUCGUCUCGCUGACAUGUCGCAAAUCGACCAGCGAUCUUACCCAAACGAGUGACGUUGGCAUGAGCGGUAUGGGUUCGAUGGGAGGGCGACAGGGCAGGCGCAGAAGCAGCCACAAGGGCGGCCUAGCCUUCCUGGCCAGCCGGAAGGGAUCGCGUGACUCAAUCAAAAGUGCGGCCUCCAACACGUCCGUUUUCUCCAACGAAGACAUCGGACCGCUAGCGUUCCAGUCAUCGGCCCGUGGUCGUCAGCGAAGAACGUCCAACUUUCUCGAGCUUCCCGUGCCGGACCAUGCGAGGCCCCGCGUUUGUUCAUUGCCGGAGCGACCGUACAAUCCACGCCAGAGCGACGAUCUCUAUCGAUUGCGGCACUUUUCCAUCAGCAAAGGCACGGUGGUCAACUGCGGUGACUCGAUCAUAUCGCGAAGAUCCAAAAGUAACACCAGCGUCAACUCGACGGCCAGUCGCGCCAGCGAGAGGUCACCAUUUGAGGGAUCCUGUUGCGGCGGAGGAUACGCCACCGUGGAUUCGCUUCCUUCGUCUCAUGGCGAAGACGACGAAAGUGAACCAAUUCCUACAAGGUAUCGCGUCGUAAUGUUGGGCGAUUCGGGCGUCGGCAAAACGGCCCUGGUUUCACAGUUUAUGACCUCCGAGUACAUGCACACGUACGACGCCAGCCUGGAUCGGAAAGAUGAUGAGUUCGGUGAGAAGACCGUUAGUGUGCUGCUGGAUGGCGAGGAAUCGGAGAUGAUAUUUAUCGACCAUCCGAACGUGGAGAUGAGUGUGGAAAACUCGCUCUCGACGUACGAACCGCACGCCUGCGUUGUUGUCUACUCGAUCGUCGACCGGAACUCGUUCCGGGUGACGGAGGAAAUACUCAACUAUCUCUGGUCCGAGCACUACACGAAGGAAAAGGCGGUCAUCAUAGCGGCAAACAAAUCCGAUCUGGCCCGGGCACGAGUCAUAACCACAGCGGAGGGAAAGCAGCUGGCAACGUCCCGGGAAGCGAAGUUCAUCGAAACGUCCAGCGGAAUUCAGCACAACGUCGAUGAGCUGCUCGUAGGCGUCCUUAAACAGAUACGACUCAAAGAGCAGAGGGAAAAGCGUGCCAGUGCAACGAAUCUGCGCAACUCCCGUACGCAGAUGUCGCUGCACAUUGCAAAGGAGAUUUUGCACAAAAUUUGUCUUACCGACAUCACUAAAUCGAAAAGCUGCGAAAAUCUACACGUACUCUAA